GCAAAAAAUUUAGUAUCCAUUUUCAAUUGGUUAGAUGCUUUAAAGAGAGAAUAUGUUGAAGCUGGCUUGCAAGUGACGUUAACAGCGUGCGAAAUAUUUAUCACUAAUAGUCGCACUUUAACCAAUAUAAAUAAUUCAAAUCAUUAUUCGUUAAUUUUGGUAGUGAAAAAAUGGUUUCAUUAGAUACCCUAACCACCACAGAAAAGGGGGCGACCCACACCAGCGUAAAUGGCCAAGCCGCGGCCGUCGGCGCCGGAGUUUUGUACGUGGCUGAGUCCAACGGGACUCAGAUGGAGAUCGACGUUUCUAGAAGGAGGAGAAUGACUAUGCUGCCCCUGGAAGUGGGGACACGCGUCUUGUGCAGAUGGCGGGACGGGAAGUACCAUGCCGUCAAGGUCAUCGAGCGCCGCAAGCUCCCCGGCGGCGGAGGCAACGACUACGAGUACUAUGUUCACUAUAAUGAAUUCAACAGGAGACUUGAUGAAUGGGUAAAACUUGAACAACUUGAUCUUGACUCUGUAGAAACUGUUGUGGACGAAAAGGUCGAGGACAAGUUUCAGGUAACAAGCUUGAAGAUGACACGCCACCAAAAGCGGAAGAUUGACGAGACACAUGUAGAGGGCCAUGAGGAGCUUGAUGCUGCAAGCUUGCGUGAACAUGAAGAAUUUACAAAAGUUAAAAAUAUUGCAACGAUAGAACUCGGAAGAUAUGAGAUUGAGACAUGGUACUUCUCCCCCUUUCCACCAGAAUACAAUGAGUGUACCAAGCUGUUCUUUUGUGAGUUUUGCCUCAAUUUCAUGAAGCGUAAAGAACAGCUUCAGAGGCAUAUGAGGAAAUGUGAUCUCAAGCAUCCUCCUGGUGACGAGAUAUACCGAAGCGGCACCUUGUCAAUGUUUGAGGUUGAUGGCAAAAAGAACAAGGUUUAUGGCCAGAAUCUUUGCUAUCUGGCUAAAUUGUUUCUUGAUCACAAGACCCUGUACUAUGAUGUUGACCUAUUUCUGUUUUAUGUACUGUGUGAAUGUGAUGAUCGAGGAUGUCACAUGGUUGGCUACUUCUCCAAGGAAAAGCAUUCAGAGGAGUCCUAUAAUUUGGCCUGCAUUCUUACUCUUCCUCCUUAUCAGAGAAAAGGCUAUGGAAAAUUCCUAAUUGCAUUUUCAUACGAGCUUUCGAAGAAGGAAGGUAAAGUUGGAACACCAGAAAGACCCCUUUCUGACCUUGGUCUUUUAAGCUACCGAGGAUACUGGACACGUGUACUUCUAGAUAUUCUGAAAAAGCACAAGGGCAACAUCUCUAUUAAGGAGCUCAGUGACAUGACGGCAAUCAAGGCAGAGGAUAUUCUGACGACCCUUCAGAGUUUAGAGUUGAUCCAGUACCGUAAGGGGCAGCAUGUAAUUUGUGCUGAUCCCAAGGUGUUGGACCGUCAUCUGAAAGCUGCAGGCCGAGGUGGUCUUGAUGUUGAUGUUUGUAAAUUGAUAUGGACUCCCUAUAAAGAGCAGAAUUAAUUUCAUAUUAUCAAGGUCUUUUUAUGGCUGAGUCACCCUUGUAGUGCGACUUGAACUGUUCUGUGUAAAUAGAAAAUCUAUCAGAAGAACAAAGCUUCUGGUGUUAGUUCUAGGUCUAGGAUAUCUUUAACUUAUUAUAUGGUUGUUGAUUAUUAUAAAGGCAGUAUGGUAGUGUUUCUACUGUAAGUGAGGCCGAAUUUGUCAUUUGAUGUAGGAUUGGUAUGAAUAAUUAAUUAUGAUUCUGCACAAAUUAGAUUUCAGGCAAUUCCCUCA
Molecule: messenger RNA, 1775 nt
Organism: Olea europaea var. sylvestris
Lineage: Eukaryota; Viridiplantae; Streptophyta; Magnoliopsida; Lamiales; Oleaceae
Product: histone acetyltransferase of the MYST family 1-like
Exons: 9
Coding region: 171-1502 (443 amino acids)
Biological process (GO): regulation of DNA-templated transcription
Molecular function (GO): histone acetyltransferase activity
Source: RefSeq, a predicted model, not a curated record